AUGUCGAAAUACCCCGGACAGAACUACGGCGGAGCGUCUCCGUACCCUCCUCCGCAGGGAUACCCUCCUCAGGGCCCGCCUGGAUACCCGCCGGGCAACAACUACCCCCCGCCCCAGCAGGGCUACCCCCCGCCGCAAUACCCCCCCCCGGGCGGCGGCCAGGGCUACCCUCCUCCACCAGCACCACCACCCCAUGCCUACGCGGGGCCGCCCGGCGAGUUCGUUCAGGGGUACGCAGCCGACGGCGCGCAGGGCGGCGGCAACCAGCCCGCGCCCGGGUACGUCGUGGCGGGUACGCCGGCGUCCUACGACACCCGGGCGCCCAUGUUCUUUCCAGGGGAGAAGACGGAGCCGUUCUAUCUGGGGGUGUCUCGGGGGAGGUUUGAGCCCGUGGCGAUGCACUGCGGGCGGUGCGGGUUCCAGGGGAUGUCGGAGAUGCGCGCGCAGGCGGGGUGCACGUUCUGGCUCAUCGCUCUGAUCACGUUCGGGCUCGGGGCGCUGUGUGGGUGCGGGAAGGACACGGCGCACUUGUGCCCCCAGUGCAAGCGCUGCGUGGCCAUCGCGGCGGAGAUGUAG
Pedinophyceae sp. YPF-701 is the source of this 576-nucleotide messenger RNA. Lineage: Eukaryota; Viridiplantae; Chlorophyta; Pedinophyceae. The record is from the annotation of a GenBank genome assembly.